Arabidopsis arenosa is the source of this 1675-nucleotide messenger RNA. Lineage: Eukaryota; Viridiplantae; Streptophyta; Magnoliopsida; Brassicales; Brassicaceae. The record is from the annotation of a GenBank genome assembly.
AUCUGGCUCUGUCUUCUCCUUCUUCUUCACGUAUCUGUGAAAUGCUCAAGCUAAUUAGGGUUUAUCAACUCUUUCUUAACUUUCUUAUUAUUGCCUUCGUUAUCCUCUCCGUCUUCUCAGAUAACAAAAUAUGGCUGCGGAGCUUGUAAGUUCUGCAACAAGUGAGAAGCUUGCUGAUGUGGACUGGACCAAAAACAUUGAGAUCUGUGAAUUAGCUGCUCGAGAUGAAAGGCAAGCAAAAGAUGUUAUCAAGGCUAUCAAAAAACGCUUGGGAAGCAAGAACCCAAAUACUCAAUUAUAUGCUGUCCAGUUGCUGGAGAUGUUGAUGAAUAAUAUUGGAGAGAAUAUUCAUAAGCAGGUUAUAGAUACAGGUGUACUCCCUACACUUGUGAAGAUAGUAAAGAAAAAAUCGGAUUUGCCUGUAAGAGAGAGGAUUUUUCUUCUUCUUGAUGCAACUCAAACCUCCCUUGGUGGCGCUUCAGGGAAAUUCCCUCAGUAUUAUACAGCAUACUAUGAUUUAGUGCACGCAGGAGUUAAAUUUACCCAGAGACCUAAUGCUACACCAGUUGUGGUCACUGCUGAAGCUGUUCCGAGAAAUACGCUCAAUGAACAACUUGCAUCUGCUAGAAAUGAGGGGCCUGCUACUACUCAGCAGCGAGAAUCUCAAACUGUCUCUCCUUCGAGCAUUUUACAAAAGGCUAGUACCGCAUUAGAAGUUUUAAAGGAAGUGCUUGACGCAGUCGAUUCUCAAAAUCCUGAGGGGGCAAAAGAUGAGUUUACUCUUGAUCUUGUCGAGCAAUGUUCGUUUCAGAAAGAGCGCGUAAUGCACCUCGUCAUGACAUCGAGGGAUGAAAAAGCAGUUUCUAAAGCAAUUGAAUUGAAUGAGCAACUUCAGAGAAUUCUCAAUAGACAUGAAGAUUUGCUGUCUGGCAGAAUCACAGUUCCUAGCAGGUCUACUACAUCCAAUGGAUAUCAUUCCAAUCUCGAACCUAUCCGUCCUAUCUCAAACGGUCACAAUAAACCCGAGCUAAAGGCUUCUAAUGCAAAUACCGAAUCAAGCAGCUCCAUUUCUAACCGAGCCCAUCUUAAGCUUGAGGAAGAAGAUGAGGAAGAGGAGCCUGAGCAGUUAUUCAGAAGAUUGCGAAAAGGGAAAGCUAGAGCAAGGCCUGAGGAUGAAGAAGAGCCAUCACCUCCACAAGGCUUACCUGGAUCAGCAAUCCAUAACGAAAGACUUAACCGUCCACUUAUUCGUCCUUUACCAUCAGAGGAGGCAUCACGCGGUGGUGAUAGCCAUUCGCAAUCCCCACCUGUUGUGAUUCCACCACCACCUGCGAAACACGUUGAGAGGGAAAAAUUCUUCAAGGAGAAGAAAGUUGACGGUGCCUCAGGUUUACCAGGUCAUAUGAGAGGCCUUUCUUUGCAUAGCCGCGAUGGCAGCAGCUCACGCAGUGGAAGCGUAGACUUCAGUGACUGAAACAAACCAAAGCUCUCAUCAUCAUAUAUAUGUAUUCUUUCACGCUCGUUUCUUUAGGUUUUGGUAAUUUACAGAUGGAAAAAGUUUGUGUUGUGUGUGCGGCUCUCUCGCUCUCUCCCUCUCUCUCUCUAGUGUUGUGAAUUUAGAAUAUAGCACCAUGAAAGAUCUGGUUAUGUAUACGAGUAAAGGUACUUCCUUUCA